CCGCCGCCCACGCGCGACCCUCGGGGACCCGGCCGCGACGCCCCUUUGUCCGGGGGGGGGCCCGUUCAUGCCGCCGCCUCCCGCGUGCCGCGUGCCGGGCCGCGCCAAGCAGGGCUGUUUCUAGGCCUGGGGGGACCCACCCUGGUUCCUGCCAAAGGAUGAGCCAGCCCCAGAGGAUGGCACCAGUGGGCACCGACAAGGAGCUGAGUGACCUUCUGGACUUCAGCAUGAUGUUCCCACUGCCCGUGGCCAAUGGAAAGGGCCGGCCCACCUCCCUGGCUGGAGCCCAGUUUGGAGGUUCAGGUCUUGAGGACCGGUCCACCUCAGGAACCUGGGGCCCCAGUGAUCAGAACAAUUCCUCUUUCGACCCCAGCCGGACCUACAGCGAAGGCGCCCACUUCAGUGACUCCCACGGCGGCCUCUCAACACCCGCGUUCCUGGGAUCUGGGCUUGGAGGCAAGGGUGGUGAGCGGGGCACGUACCCUGCCUUCGGGAGAGAAGCGGGUGUUGGCGGCUUGACUCAGGCUGGCUUCCUACCAGGAGAGCUGGCCCUGAGCAGCCCCGGACCGCUGUCACCCUCGGGCAUCAAGGGCAGCUCGGCAUAUUACCCCUCCUUCCCCAGCAACCCCCGGCGGAGAGCCGCGGACAGCGGCCUGGGUGAGUUGGACUCGCAGCCUAAGAAGGGCCGGAAGGUCCCACCCGGUCUUCCUUCCUCGGUGUACCCUCCCAGCUCAGGUGAUGACUAUGGUAGGGACGCCGCCUACCCCUCCGACAAGACCCCUGGCAGUACCUACCCCGCCCCCUUCUACAUGGCAGAUGGCAGCCUACACCCCUCAGCAGAGCUCUGGAGCCCCCCAGGCCAGGCGGGCUUCGGGCCCAUGCUGAGCGGCGCCUCGUCCCCACUGCCUUUGGCACCUGGUGCUGGCAGCUCUGUAGGCAGUGGUGCAUUUGGCGGUCUCCAGCAGCCUGAGCGCAUGGGCUACCAGCUGCAUGGAGCCGAGGGCAACGGUGCCCUCCCAGCUGUGGCCUCCUUCUCCUCGGGUCCUGGAGCUGCCUACAGCAGCGUCUCGAGCCACACGCCGCCCGUGACCGGGGCCGACAGCCUCCUAGGCUCCCGUGGGACUUCGGCUGGCAGCUCCGGGGACGCCCUUGGGAAGGCCCUGGCCUCGAUCUACUCCCCGGAUCACUCCAGCAGUAACUUCUCACCCAGCCCCUCGACCCCUGCAGGCUCCCCACACGGCCUGGCCGGGACGUCGCAGUGGUCCCGAGCAGGAGCCCCUGGUGCCUUAUCACCCAGCUAUGAUGGGGGACUCCACGCCCUGAACAAGAUGGAGGACCACCUGGACGAGGCGAUCCACGUGCUCCGCAGCCACGCCGUGGGGACUGCGGGUGACAUGCACAGCCUGCUGCCCGGCCAUGGUGCUCUGGCCUCCAGUUUUGCUAGCCCCAUGCCGCUGGGAGGUCGCCACACAGGCCUGGUUGGGGGCGGCCACUCCGAGGAUGGGCUCGGGGCCAGUGCCAGCCUCCUGCACAACCAUGCAGCCCUCCCCAGCCAGCCUGGUACCUUGCCCGACCUUGCCCGGCCACCUGACUCCUACAGUGGGCUGGGUCGGGCUGGCGCCGCGGUGGGCGCAGGCGAGAUCAAGAGGGAGGAAAAGGAGGACGAGGAGAACACGUCUGCGGCCGACCCGGCAGAAGAGGAGAGGAAGGAGCUGAAGGCCCCGCGCGCACGGACCAGCCCAGACGAGGACGAGGACGACCUUCUCCCCCCAGAGCAGAAGGCCGAGCGGGAGAAGGAGCGCCGGGUGGCCAAUAACGCCCGCGAGCGGCUGCGGGUGCGGGACAUCAAUGAGGCCUUUAAGGAGCUGGGGCGCAUGUGCCAGCUGCACCUCAACAGCGAGAAGCCCCAGACCAAGCUGCUCAUCCUGCACCAGGCCGUGUCAGUCAUCCUGAGUCUCGAGCAGCAAGUGCGAGAGCGCAACCUGAACCCCAAAGCUGCCUGCCUGAAGCGACGAGAAGAGGAAAAGGUGUCAGGCGUGGUCGGGGAUCCCCAGAUGGUGCUUCCGGCUGCCCACCCGGGCCUCAACGAUGCCCACAAUCCCACUGGGCACAUGUGACAGGGAUACGACGAGGGACCAGUCUCACUUCGGGGCACCUGGCGCAAAUUUCGCUGGAAGGAUCCUGGAGUCCAUCCGCGGGCCUGCCCUGAGGUUCCACACCGAGGGCUGACUGGAGCUCACACCAGCCCCCGAUUCUCCCAGGACGGCCUGAAGGGGACAAAAGGGUCCAGGCAACCUGGCCCACUAUUGUGGCCACCUUAUCCAACGCUGGCUGGCCACUUGCCCCACAGAUCCUGGCGCUGCAUCUUGGCCCCAGGGACUGGGCUGGAAGGAGCAGUUUUUUUCCUUUUUCUUUUUUUUUUGGGGGGGGGUGGUGUAAACAAGACCAGAAACCAACAAAAUAUACACUUUGUCAGAAAAGAAAAAAUGCCUUAAGUAUAUAAAAUCGUGGAGGACUCACAUCACUCCAGAGGAGGGUGACCCUGCAAAGCUGGCUUUUUCGAAAGCCAUCAGCAAAUCGUGCCUAAGCGUAUUUUUUUUAAGGAGAGUAAAAAGAACAUUAGUUAUGAGGGGUUUUUUCUAAUGUAGGAGAAGAAUUAGCAAGGAUGUUGCCUUUGGUCUUUUUUUUUUUUUUAAGCUUUCUUUUGCAUAUGUUUUAUAAGCAACAAACUUUUUUGUAUGAAAGUCUCGUGUCUCUUGCUGUUUCUAGAAGUGAGCGGUGCAUUUCAUGAUCAACCAGAUUAUUAAAAGUAUUAAAAAGACCCAA
Molecule: messenger RNA, 2826 nt
Organism: Heterocephalus glaber (naked mole-rat)
Lineage: Eukaryota; Metazoa; Chordata; Mammalia; Rodentia; Bathyergidae
Source: RefSeq, a predicted model, not a curated record